UGAUACUCUUCCACUGUCAUCCCCUGUACUCAACUGCUACUUCUCUUCUUGCUUUGCUUUUCUGCUUCUCUUUACUCUCUUUCUUCGUUUCUCAACAACUUUGAAUCACUGCAAAGAUCACAUGUUUUCUGGAUCCUACCUUCCAACGUUUCAUCAACCCUUUGUGCUCUACUUUUGCCUUGUUUACCCCAUCACCAAAUUCUCAACUCACUUUCCUCUCUAUACUUUUGCAACUCCAAGAAUUGAAAUUGAAGAAAAUGAAACAAGUAUCUGCUUUCAACUUUCACAUGGGAUAUGCACAAGUUGUUAUUCCUCAAUAUUUUAUAUCUUGGUUUCUCUUUGUCCCGUGUGCUAACAAUAACAAGUUAGCUACUCACUCGCCCUAUCUUUUACUGUCUCAAUGUUGCUCCUCAGUGAUUUGGUUCUUGAAAAUCUGUACAUGGAAAAUCUUUAAUAAAAACUCCAGAUUGAUAUCAGAUCAUAACUGAGUAGGUUGAUACUAAUUAAGUAAUAGGAAUUUGAUUUCAUAGAUCCAUGAUAGUGCUCGGUCCAAGGUGAAUAUAAACUCACUAUUUAUCGGUCAACUUAUAAUUCAUGACAUGUCUCGUAGCUACCUCAUUCCAGAUUUUCACAUACUUACAAAAUAGUGGGCCAGAUAACAAGCAUAUGCAGGUAAGAUUCAAUCAGGAACAGUUCCUUGCGUGAAGAGUUCAGUGGAAUUUCCAAAAAUGAAUUGGUUUAUAGGACCAAUCAAUUCUUAAAUGGGUCUUAUUGUCACGGUGGAUUGUCUCACUGGUUUGGUGAAUUAGUUUGGAACUUAGCAUAGCUAAAUCAUGAAACAAGACUUUGAUCUUGAAGUGGUGGCCUCAGCAGAAUAUGAAUCUGAAGUUAGCAGCCAGGUUGCUUCCAACAUAUCUAUUCAAGAAACCUGUGCAGGUCCUUGCAGUGACAACCUCAUCAACUCUCCCCAUGUCACAAAACCAAUAGAAUUUCAUCUCCAUUCAGAUGCUAUCUCCCUUGACUUAACUCUCAAUUUCAACAACAAUGACUUGGUGGUUACAGAUUCAACAGGACUCUCAUUCUCAAGCACUACUAGCGAGAGCAACAACGAUCCUCCCUCUCAGAGUACUCCCUCUCAAACCAUGCCACGAGUCUUCUCUUGCAAUUACUGUAACCGCAAGUUUUUGAGCUCUCAGGCUCUUGGAGGCCACCAAAAUGCACACAAGAGAGAAAGAACAUUAGCAAAGAGAGCCUUGCGCAUGGGGUUUUUCUCUGAGAGGUAUGUCAGUCUUGCAUCUCUCCCUCUUCAUGGUUCUUUCAGGUCCUUAGGGAUAAAGGCACAUUCUUCACUGCACCACGGCUUUUCACCAACAAUGAGACCUCCUGAGACGAAAAGCAGUGCAAGAUUUGAGCAAGGAUAUGUUGGUUUUCCAAUAUUCUUGGAGGAGGAUGAGGCAGAACUCUUGUGGCAAGGUAGUUACCAUCAGGUUCCCUCUAAUGGAGGCCAUACUCAUCAGAAUUUCACACUGAGUGGAACCUCUAAUUUGAGUUUUAAUGGGGUGAAUCAUCCACCGGUUGACAUAGAGAACUCAGCACCUGAGUUGACAUUGAAACUUUGAAGGGAUUAUUUGACAAAUUUCUGGCUUCUGGUGUUUAUUUAUCAUAUUUCUGUACAGUAGGACAUGCAUGAAGGCAAUGGUGCCAGAUUGAUCACUUUCUUUAUUAAACCUGCUGAUCUCAUGUGAUUUUGUUCUCAGGUUUUCCUCUUACAAGUCUUUGGUUUGGUGUUUUUCUCUGUAUCUGUUACUGUACAAUUACUUUGAGAGGAAAAGUUUCCAGAUUCUGUGUUUGCCAAAUAAAUCAGGUUUAUUUUCUACUGUAAA
Vigna radiata var. radiata (mung bean) is the source of this 1883-nucleotide messenger RNA. RefSeq names its product zinc finger protein 4. The coding region runs from base 834 to 1619 and encodes 261 amino acids. The record is from RefSeq and is a predicted model, not a curated record. NCBI's taxonomy places the organism in Eukaryota, Viridiplantae, Streptophyta, Magnoliopsida, Fabales, Fabaceae. Gene Ontology annotation, biological process: negative regulation of abscisic acid-activated signaling pathway. The transcript is spliced from 2 exons.